UCUUGCUGCGUCCCCGCCACCCCGAAAGUUCACUCCAGACUGGAAGAGGACCGUCCCGAACCGGAACCGAACCUGCGGCAGGAGCAGACUCUCCUCAUAAACAACCUGCAACACAUCAGUGACAUCGAGAACAUGGACGGAUGUUAAGACCUCUCAGCUGGAUCCAUGGGUAUAAAAACAGGAUAACAUAGUUGGACACGAUGUUGAGUCCGGCAGAUCAUCCACAGAGUGGCACAAUCUUCCUCAGCAAAUCCAUGAAUGACGUGCGAGAAAACAAGAGGAUCCAUUUUAUCCGCUACCGUGGUCCGACUAGCAGGUGCAAGUACAGCUCCUGCUCCACCAUCUUUCUUGAUGAGAACACAGUCACCAGGCCUCACCUCAAAUACACCAUCAAAUGUGUUGCACUGGCGAUUUACUACCACAUCAAAAACAGAGAUGACAACGGAAUGCCUCUCCUCGACAUUUUUGACGAGCGGCUUCACCCUCUCUCGAGAUCAAGGCAGGUGCCCGCCGACUAUGAUCGUCGAGACCCGGAGCAGAGGCAGGUUUACUGCUUUGUCCGCACGCUCUUCUGUGCCGCGCAGCUCAGGUCCGAGUGCGCCAUCGUCAUGCUGGUGUACCUGGAGAGGCUGCUGACAUACGCAGAGAUUUCCAUGAGUCCUGGUACGUGGAGGCGUAUGGUGCUGGGAGCUGUCCUGUUGGCAUCCAAAGUGUGGGAUGACCAGGCUGUGUGGAACGUGGACUACUGUCACAUUCUGAAAGACAUGGCCGUGGCUGACAUGAACAAUCUGGAGCGUCACUUCCUGGAGCUCGUGCAGUUUAACAUCAAUGUGCCCUCUAGCGUUUACGUCAAGUAUUACUUCGACCUGCGUUCGCUCUCAGAGGCCAACAGUCUUAGCAUCCCUCUGGAGGCCCUCAGCCACCACAAGGCCCAAAAGCUCGAGGGUGUACCCCACCUCCUGCCCGUUGACAGCUGGGAUAGGCCCCAGCACUCCCGUGACCCUCAUGAGGACGAGCGACUCAGAAAAUGGAUGGAUGGAUUUCAUAGUGCUAACAUUAGUAUUAAUAUUAGAAGUUGACAUAGGAAUCUAACGUUGGUCUUCCUUAGCUCUCACAUCACCGGUAACUUGCCAACUACAGAAGUUAACAUUUAAUGCUAACUUUGGAUGCUAACAUUGAAGGCUAACUUCAAAGGCUAGCAUUAGAAGCUAACUUUACUCUUAAUCUUAUAGGUAACAUUUGAGCUAACAUUUGGAAUAUAAUGUUAGUCUUCCUUAGUCUUAAUCUUCCUUUCUCCAACAUUAGAGGUACAUUUCGAACAUUGGAAGCUAACAUUAGAAACUAGUGUUGAUGCUUCUGUUCAGGAUUUUUGAAGAUUUCUACCGUCCUGGUGUUUUUCAUUUUUUUGUUAAGAUAACUGGUUUAAAUUUAAACAGUGAUAACGCUGACAAGGAAGGUGACCUCGAAAGACGACAAG
Messenger RNA from Syngnathoides biaculeatus (alligator pipefish), 1477 nucleotides. Its product is annotated as cyclin-Y-like. The transcript has 11 exons. Gene Ontology annotation, cellular component: cytoplasmic cyclin-dependent protein kinase holoenzyme complex; plasma membrane. Lineage: Eukaryota; Metazoa; Chordata; Actinopteri; Syngnathiformes; Syngnathidae. Gene Ontology annotation, molecular function: protein kinase binding; cyclin-dependent protein serine/threonine kinase activator activity. Gene Ontology annotation, biological process: regulation of cyclin-dependent protein serine/threonine kinase activity; regulation of canonical Wnt signaling pathway. The record is from RefSeq and is a predicted model, not a curated record. Bases 201 to 1079 code for a protein of 292 amino acids.